CGCGCCGAAUCCAAGUCAGCGUCUCGGCGAGGGGGCGGCCACACGCCCGGGCGCACACAAGUGAGCGGGUCUGUCCGAGUGGAGGGAAGCGCCGCGCGUCGAGCGUGGUCCGCGCUGGAGGAGGCAUCGCGAGGAGCCAGCAUCUGUGACUCCGCGGGGAUUUCUACUCGCGAGGGCGCUUCCACCCGAGACCGCGGGCUACUCCGCGUGGAAACAUGCCUGUGAGAAGAGGACACGUUGCGCCACAGAACACCUUCCUCGGAUUGAUCAUUCGGAAAUUCGAGGGUCAGAACCGGAAAUUUGUGAUAGCCAAUGCCCGGGUGGAGAACUGCGCAAUCAUAUACUGCAACGAUGGCUUCUGUGAGAUGACCGGCUUCUCGAGACCCGACAUCAUGCAGAAGCCGUGCACCUGCGACUUCCUCCACGGUGACCUGACCGACAAGGAGGCCAUCGGCCAGGUGACCCAGGCUUUGCUGGGGUCCGAGGAGCGCAAGGUGGAGAUCACCUACCACCGCAAGGAUGGAACUGACUUUCAGUGUAACACUCACAUUAUCCCAGUGAAGAAUGAGGAGGGCGUGGUGAUGAUGUUUAUCUUAAAUUUUGAUUACGUUCUGGAUGAGGGAAGUGACAGCUCCACAGAGAAGAUAAGCCCCGAAUCGCCUACAAAGUCAGACCAAAGGAGGAGUAGAUUCUUCCGCUUCCGCCAGGCCGCUUUUAGCCUAAUGAAUACAAAGCAGUCUCUUCCGCAAGAGGACCCAGACGCCGUGAUGGUGGACUCACCCAAAGAGAAUGAAGACUCAGUGGCCCUACAGACCUUCCCCUCACCCACCAAGAGCAUUUGCAGUCCCAUUGAGGCAAAUGACACGCAUGCCCUCAUAAGCUCAAGUCACCAUUCUUCCCAAGCUAGCGUCGGUCCUGAACCACUCGACCAUUCAUCCCCGAAACUCCCCUGGGAGAAGCUGUACCAGACAGAGACGCACCAGUCCUCUUCCUCCCUGUCAAACACCUUCCCCAGAGGCAGCAUCAACAGCAUGAGGCGAGCCUCAUCUGUCCAUGAGAUUGAGACCUACAGCUCCAAUUCCAAAGGAUUAUUCAGGGAUCGGCACACGAGUGAAGGCCCUUUUAAUCACGUCAAGUCCAGCCUGCUUGGCUCUACUUCUGAUUCGAACAUCAACAAGUACAGCACCAUCCACAAGAUCCCUCUGAUUGCACUCCACUUCUCUGAGGGGACUGAUAAAAAGACUCACUCUCCGCCGACAUCUGAGCAAACCAUCAUCGCACCAAAGGUCAAAGACAGAACUCACAACGUCACCGAAAAAGUCACACAGGUCCUGUCACUCGGAGCUGAUGUGCUGCCAGAGUACAAACUCCAGACAGCCCGCAUCGACAAGUUCACCAUCCUCCACUACAGCCCCUUCAAAGCCGUGUGGGACUGGCUGAUCCUGCUGCUGGUCAUUUACACAGCAAUCCUCACUCCCUACUCUGCUGCUUUUCUUCUCAAUGACCAAGAGGAGCAGAAGAGGCGUGAAUGCGGGUACUCCUGCAGUCCUCUUAAUGUAGUGGAUUUAAUGGUGGACAUUAUGUUCAUCAUUGACAUCCUCAUAAACUUCAGGACCACUUACGUAAACCUGAACGAGGAGGUGGUCAGCCAUCCAGCUAAGAUAGCAAUCCAUUACUUUAAAGGCUGGUUCCUUAUAGACAUGGUGGCAGCAAUCCCCUUUGACCUUCUUAUCUUUGGCUCAGGAUCAGAUGAGACUACCACUCUGAUAGGCCUGUUGAAGACAGCUAGGCUCCUGCGAUUGGUGCGUGUCGCCAGGAAGCUGGACCGCUACUCUGAAUAUGGAGCUGCCGUCCUCAUGUUGCUCAUGUGCAUCUUUGCCCUCAUUGCCCACUGGCUAGCCUGUAUAUGGUACGCCAUUGGCAAUGUGGAGAAGCCCUACUUAGAACACAAGAUUGGCUGGCUAGACAAUCUGGGCGUGUCCAUCGGAAAGAGAUACAACUACAGUGAUCCGAGCUCUGGUCCCUCUAUCAAGGACAAGUAUGUCACGGCACUUUACUUCACCUUCAGCAGUCUGACCAGUGUGGGCUUUGGAAAUGUGUCCCCAAACACCAACUCUGAGAAGAUCUUUUCCAUAUGUGUCAUGUUGAUUGGCUCCCUCAUGUAUGCCAGUAUUUUUGGAAACGUCUCUGCCAUCAUCCAGAGGUUGUACUCCUCUACGGCCCGUUAUCAUGCUCAAAUGUUGCGGGUCAAGGAGUUCAUUCGCUUUCACCAGAUCCCCAACCCGCUGAGACAAAGGCUGGAGGAGUACUUCCAACACUCGUGGACCUACACCAAUGGCAUCGAUAUGAACACGGAGGUGUUAAAAGGUUUUCCCGAGUGCCUGCAGGCAGAUAUCUGCCUUCACCUCAACAAGAAUCUCCUUCAGGACUGCAAAGCGUUCCAGGGAGCCACCAAAGGCUGCUUGAGGGCCCUGGCCAUGCGCUUCAAAACCACCCAUGCCCCUCCCGGAGACACGCUGGUCCACAGCGGUGAUGUGCUCACUGCGCUCUACUUUCUGUCCCGCGGCUCCAUCGAGGUCCUGAGAGAUGACAUUGUGGUAGCCAUCCUGGGAAAGAAUGACAUCUUUGGAGAAAUGAUCCAUCUGUUUGCCAAGCCUGGAAAGUCCAGCUCUGACGUGCGAGCUCUAAGCUACUGUGACCUGAGCACCAUUCAGAGGGAAGAGCUGCUGGAGGUGUUGGACAUGUACCCAGAGUUCGCUGACUGCUUCUUCAACAACCUGGAGCUCACCUUUAACCUCCGAGAUGAGUCUGGCCAGCCCUCCGGCUCCCAAGACUGUGACUCAGAUGGCGAGGGCCCUCAAACCAUGAAAAGAAGAAUCUCCUUCCCACCAGAUGUAUCUAAAGGCCAGUUGAACCUAAUCUGCACAGGGGAAAACGCGGAUGAAGACGUAGGAAGAGAGAGGGAGUCUAACUCGUGCCUCAAGAGUUGUUCAGGAGUCCUGGGUCCCUCUUCGCCCAAUCCCCCAGUCCUCAAUUCAGAUCUUAUUGUCAGAGAGAAGACGGAUAGAAACGCAUCUUUUGAAGAUCUCCGCUGUGAUAAAUGGGCCUGUAAGAAGCCCACAGAAUACCUGGAUGAGUCAGCACAGUUCCAGGACCUGAGAGAGGACGAUAACUCUGCCAGCGAAAUCACCUAUGGAGAGGUGGAACAGCGCUUAGGUCAGCUCCAAGAGCACUUAAACAGGCUGGAGUCUCAUCUGAUGUCGGACAUUCAGACCAUCCUGCAGCUGCUACAGAGGCAGCCGACUCUGGGACCUCCAGCCUACAGCACUGUGACUGCCAGCCCAGACUAUCACAGACCUGCUGUGAAGGCUCAGCCAGUUGCACUGCCUGAAACCCACUUUUUCAGCCAUACGGGAAAUCAAGGCUCCAACAACAAACUGGACAGCGGCAUUCAGGAAUCCAAAGACUCUCUGUCGAGCUUGGCCAACAUGAAUGCACCCAUUGAGGACCGCCUUACAGCACUGCUUGUACAAAGACAGACAGAGCCACAACAGCAGCAGCAGCAGCAGAAACAACAGAUCCCAGGGCAUCAACAGUCUCCAUUGAUCCUUCUUCCAACUGAAAUCUCUUCCACGCCCUCCUCCUCCUCCUCAUCUCCUUCUGACUCGAAGCGCAACACCACUGGACUCCACAGACCCCCAGACCCAGAUUUUCCAGGACAAUAAACCUUUCAGCAGCACUUUGUUCUAAUAUCUGGGGUUGUAAUGCUGUAAUUACUAAGUAGCAACUUUUUUUUUAUCAGCAUGCUGGCACAGACAUCUGUAUUGUUUAUUUGCAAUGCCUUGGUAAUAGAGAUAAGAUUUUUUUUUGUUUAUUGUCAUGAUGCAUGUGGUUUAAACACCGUUCUCUGCAGUGAACAGCGUAAUAAGUGUUUCCUGCAGUUAUCAGUGUAGUAACAGUGGUUACAUAUUGUAAAAGUAGUUCUAACACCACUGGAGCCCUCUGAUCGAAUCUAUAACUCACUCAUGUUUCUCACUGAAAAUGUAGAUGCCAGACCAGUCAGGGGGAAACCUCUUCAGCCCAAUAGAGAUUGACCUCAUACAAGGAUAAAAAUUCCUCAAUCACAAAGUACGUCUUAAUAAAAUCUGCAUAAUCAACAGGGGUGCUGGUUAAAGGGCUCCACCUGGCUGCGCUGGAGCCCUACAACACCUAAGGAAGCAUUUAACCAAGCUUUAUAUUCCAAUGGGAUUAUAUUCUAAUGGACUUUGACGUCCUUCCUGUGACUCUGCUCCAGCAUUUAGGUCCCAACAUACAACUGGUCACAUUAGAGUGGACCACCAUGAUGAACACCGUACGACCCACUGGGUCUCAGUGCAUAGCACUGUUACAGACACAAGCACCAAUGCACAAGUCUUAUCAACGUCCUUGACCUUCAUAGAGAUGUUUUCCUCUCUCAGUCAUUUCUUGCAAAGUGAGAGGAGCUGACUGACCUACCUCACACUAAACUGGUAUCAAGGAUACAGGCAUUAGUCCAUCCUACCAUGUGGCUUUCUUCCUGGUGUCAGCUGUGGGUGCUGGGCAUGCUUGUUAAGGAUCCAGGAAGAGACCAAAAACCAUGGAUUUAUGGCAGGACUCUGCCUGAUAUGGACCAUGCUCAACACCCUCAUCACUGUUGAACAUGGUAAUUGCAGUUAGAGCUAAUAAGAGUCUAAAGCCCACAAGCGAUACAUAUACAGACGCUUUCUUUUGGGGGAACCUGAGCAUGCAUGUUGACAUAGUACACAAAUCAUUUUCUGCAGCUUUUAGUGUAAUACAGCAUUAUUACAAAGGUGUGAGAACAGUUUUUCUUAUCUUUAGCUGUAUGCCUGUCUUCUCUGAAGUGUGACUCAGGGGUUACGGUCAAUUGCACUGCAAUAUACAGUUCAGUAUCGAGCAUACUGUAGUUCCUCUUUAAACAAUGUGCAUUAUUUCUUCGGUCACUGUUGUGCACCUACUGUAUUACAUUAAGCCAACAGAACACACCAUACAUGCUUGUCCGGGGCAGACAUAAUAACAUGCUCUUAGCCCAGGGCUCGGCCUCUGACGAACAAGUAUGGUGUAGGCAUUUCUACAAGGCAGUGCAUUUGUUUUAUGUCUCUAUAUUUACUGUUUUGCACUGCUUAUGAGCCCAAAGUAGCACAUUCAAAUAUAAAAUGAUGUCAGCGCACUCAUUUAGGAUGCAUCUAGAGGGUGUGUUGGGGUGGGAUUCUGAACACAUGGGCAGUUAAUACUUGCGCAUAUACAGGCCCCAAAGGGGGUCUCGUGCCUAUACAAGCAAUCCAAAUGCUAAUCAGCAUCUUCAUGUAAACAGUAAGUAACCAUACGACGAGUCAUUUUAUUUCCCUUUACUGUUUUUUGUUGGCGAUGUACAUUAAAGAUAAUAUGUUGUUAGACAGUUGUUAGGAAACAAUACAUCGUAUUGCCAGAUGUAAAAAAAAAUGUAUUUUUUUUUACUGAGUAAAAUAUAUGAGAAACUCUUAGUUUACAGUAGUACAUAUGUUUGUUUUGAGGCUGUGGGAGCAAUAAAUUAAAACACGCAUACAGUUGUGGCAUCGUUUUUCCCC
This is a messenger RNA of Scophthalmus maximus (turbot), 5603 nucleotides long. RefSeq names its product potassium voltage-gated channel subfamily H member 7-like. The record is from RefSeq and is a predicted model, not a curated record. The coding region runs from base 216 to 3725 and encodes 1169 amino acids. Gene Ontology annotation, molecular function: inward rectifier potassium channel activity. NCBI's taxonomy places the organism in Eukaryota, Metazoa, Chordata, Actinopteri, Pleuronectiformes, Scophthalmidae. Gene Ontology annotation, biological process: regulation of ventricular cardiac muscle cell membrane repolarization; regulation of heart rate by cardiac conduction; membrane repolarization during action potential. Gene Ontology annotation, cellular component: membrane. The transcript is spliced from 15 exons.